Molecule: messenger RNA, 561 nt
Organism: Chrysochloris asiatica (Cape golden mole)
Lineage: Eukaryota; Metazoa; Chordata; Mammalia; Afrosoricida; Chrysochloridae
Gene: RNF181
Product: ring finger protein 181
Exons: 5
Coding region: 26-481 (151 amino acids)
Biological process (GO): protein ubiquitination
Cellular component (GO): cytoplasm
Molecular function (GO): ubiquitin protein ligase activity
Source: RefSeq, a predicted model, not a curated record
GCUGUGUCAGCGGGGCAGGGCAGCCAUGGCAUCCUAUUUCGAUGAGCACGACUGCGAACCGUUGGACCAGGAGGCUCGAACCAACAUGCUGCUGGAACUCGCAAGGUCGCUCUUCAAUAGGAUGGACUUUGAAGACUUGGGGUUGGUAGUAGAUUGGGAUCACCAUCUGCCUCCACCUGCUGCCAAGGCUGUGGUGGAGAACCUCCCCAGGACAAUCAUAAGGGGCUCUCUGGCUGAGCUCAAGUGCCCCAUGGGUCUUUUGGAAUUUGAGGAGGAGGAGACUGCCAUUGAGAUGCCUUGCCAUCACCUCUUUCACUCCAACUGCAUUCUGCCCUGGCUAAGUAAGACAAAUUCCUGCCCCCUCUGCCGCCAUGAGCUGCCCACUGAUGAUGACACUUAUGAAGAGCACAGACGAGACAAGGCUCGCAAGCAGCAGCAGCAGCACCGACUUGAGAACCUCCAUGGAGCCAUGUACACAUGAGGCAACUACGGCUGAGCACCAGCCCUCCACAACAUCUUCCUUUUGAACCUUGAAUCCUCAUUAAAGGUUUCUUUAUCCAC